GGAAUAUCAGGCGCCAUUAAAGCCAACGAAGAGAAAGACGAAGCAACAUGGCGGCUUUGGAAGCUGCUGCUAACAGGAGGGAGCUGUCAGUGUUGACAGAAAGACUGAACAUGGCGAAACCGGUGUCUGUGCUGCGCCUGCCCAAAGGACCCGACCCCAACAGCCGCGGGUUUGACCCCCGGUCGCCCCGCUUCGUCGCUCUCUGCCGUACAUCCAUUUCUUCUUCAGCGGCGUCGGAGGCAGACCCCGAGCAGCUGCAGAGAGAGCAGCAGGCGCGAUCUGUGCUGAGAGAGAAUUUCCUGCGGUGUCUAGUCUCCAUGACCAACAAGAAGGUUCAGUUUCACAUGCACGAAAAGGUGAAGGUGGAGGCCACGUUUGGAGCGUCGGACAUUGACGUGCUGAACUUUCAGGUGUCAGACCUGCAGACUCCCAUCGGUGUGCAAAAAGAAGCACUGAUCAGGUGUCAGGAUGUGAUUUCAGUCACUUUUGAUGUGUGAACGCUUUGGGAUGUUUACAUAGAAAAUGACAUUUGGGCACUUGGGAGUCGUGUUUGUUGGUGAAAGUGAACUCUGCUUCUACGCUUUGAGGUAGUUUAAGUUCUGCAGAAUGGUGUGAUUGUACAUCAGUGCUGUCAGCCCUGUUAGUGUAGUUUAUUCGAUCCCAACAUGAGACGCUGAUGGGCAGUACCGCUCCUGAAGCACAAGAGGGAGCCGUAUACUUUUGUUUCAAGAGAGAUGUCAAAAGCUGAUGAGUGCUUGUUUAAGUUUGUACCUGGACUGGAUGAUACUACUGAGAGAGCCGAGUGUUGACCAACGUAUUGAAAAUGUGACUAUGUUUUCCUGAUGCUUUCAGAAUUUUUCCCCCACGUGUACAUUCUAAGAAAUAACUGAGCACAUAGAGGCCUUUACGGUUUAUUUCUGUUAGUGAAUGAACUUUUUGAUGAUGCAGCUUUUAAGACCUGCAAAUUAAACGGUCAAACCAAAUUUCCCACAACAUCUAACUCAGCAUCAUAUUUUUUCAAAUGUCUCCCUUUUCUGCUGUACACCAUGAGCUUUUCUGUAGCUCAUGUCUUCUUUUGAGAGAUGCAAGAAGAGGUCAUUGCUGUACUUGUAGCCGAGUUCUGAAGUUACUUUUUGCCUCAUGUAUUCUUUAACUGAGACAAAUAAAAUAUUGCACUUUCAAAGUC
Acanthochromis polyacanthus (spiny chromis) is the source of this 1186-nucleotide messenger RNA. It is a transcript of the gene gemin7, whose product is annotated as gem (nuclear organelle) associated protein 7. Bases 48 to 497 code for a protein of 149 amino acids. The record is from RefSeq and is a predicted model, not a curated record. NCBI's taxonomy places the organism in Eukaryota, Metazoa, Chordata, Actinopteri, Pomacentridae. Gene Ontology annotation, biological process: spliceosomal snRNP assembly. Gene Ontology annotation, cellular component: SMN-Sm protein complex. The transcript has 2 exons.